AUGGAUAUCGGACCAACGUUUAAAGGUUAUAUCGAGGACGAAAACGAUGUCCUCCUCGUUUUACAAGCGACAUUAGAUGGUAAAUUAAAACACAUUCCAAGGAGACCAUAUGAAGUGGAGAGAAGAUAUUUAAUCGUUUCAGGAUCAAUAUUUGUUUUCAUUGAAGAAAUUUCUGGUAUUAAGCGUUGGACAGACGGUGUCUCAUGGUCACCAAGUAGAAUUUCUGGUAAAUUUUUAAUGUACAAGGAAUUGGAUAAAUCUGUUCAAUAUCCACCUAUGGGAUCGAAUCGUAAGAGGUCAGGCACAACGUCGACAUUCUCAUCACCAUCAUCAUCAUCACCAUCAUCGCCAAAAUUAAAGAUGAGUUCACUGACACCUGAUCAAGUAGGUACUGGCGGUGAUAGAAGAGGCCUUGUACCUGCAUCGCCAUCAAGUGGUAGUAGUGGGAGUAGCAAUAAUUCAUUAGUUCAUGCGCACUUUUCAACACCUCACCAAGCUUUUUCACCUUUACAUCAGCAUCGUCAUCAGCAUCAGCAUGAUUCAAAAUAUACGGGAUUUGUUAAAAAGACUAUGAGCGUUAGGAUCAAAACGCCUGAUAUGAUGUCACCAGAGACUUUGCAUAUUGUUUCUUACUAUGCUGUUGAAGAUGUUCAGUCUGGUAAACUAAUUAGACCAAGGGAUUUACCAUUUUUUAGUGGUACAAAACCAUCACAAGAAUUAUUGAUAGCUAUGGAAAAUACCUCGUUAGGUUCUCAUAGUAAAUCAGGUUCAUCAACAGCUGUUAAUUCACCAUUAGCGACCGGUGCUAAUACUAGUGGUAAAAUGAAAUUCAUCGGUAUUAAUAGUACUGCUGGCAGUAUGAGGGAUUCACAACCACAGCAACAACAGAAACAAAAACUAGAAAAUAACGAUAACUUUUAUCAGCGACAGGAACAACAACAGCUACAACAAUCUAAACCAGUUCUGCCGAAUAUGCAGCCACUGCCGGGCUUAAGAAUUCCCUCUUUGACCUCCAUCUAUAACAUUAAUAAUAAUAAUAAUAACAAUAGUCAACCUAAUGGUGGAACAGCAUUACCUCCACAUCCAAAAUUCACGAGGUUUAUUGGAAGCCCAUUACCAAAUCCUUAUUUGAAUAAUCCACAUCAAAGUUAUCAAUUGACGAAUGCUAGAAAUACAACAACUGCAAAUGCUCCUCCUCCUCCUCCUCCUCCACCACCUGCACCACCUAUGAUAAACAAGCUCAACGAAAGAUUUUACAGUUUCCCGCCAGGUUAUGUUUAUUAUGGUAGUUCACCCCAUCAGAAUAGUAGUCUUUUUUACCCUUUGCCUACUACUGCACCAUCGACUAUGGCAACGGCAACUCAAUUACCACAUCCACCAACAAGUACAAAUACAAAUACGACUUCGACCAACGUUCCAGAUCUACAGGAUGGGACAUCUUCUGGACCAACUUUUAGAAGGGCGCCGGCGGAUGCUGGAGAUUAA
Messenger RNA from Zygosaccharomyces rouxii, 1485 nucleotides. RefSeq names its product Mit1p (gene MIT1). Lineage: Eukaryota; Fungi; Ascomycota; Saccharomycetes; Saccharomycetales; Saccharomycetaceae. The transcript has a single exon. Gene Ontology annotation, molecular function: DNA binding. The record is from RefSeq and is a predicted model, not a curated record. Bases 1 to 1485 code for a protein of 494 amino acids.